Molecule: messenger RNA, 2863 nt
Organism: Capsicum annuum
Lineage: Eukaryota; Viridiplantae; Streptophyta; Magnoliopsida; Solanales; Solanaceae
Exons: 5
Coding region: 290-2671 (793 amino acids)
Source: RefSeq, a predicted model, not a curated record
AAAAAUCUGUUUGGUCAUAAGAAAUUUAAUUGACUGUUGGUUGGCCACAAAAAGGGUUCAUUUUCCUUCACUGUUCUCUCUCUCUCGCUCGCUCGUUCUUUUCUAUCAAAAAAAAGAAAAAAAAGACACAAAAAGUGAAAAAAAAACAAAAAAACUUACGUAUUGUUUAUGGUGCGUCACAAUUCAUCAGAAAAAAACAGUUUAUGCAAGUGUUUUUUGUUUUGACAAGUGAGGCUAGCUCGAGUAGUUGAGCAACUCGUCUCCACUAUCAACCCUAAUUUGUGAUAAUAUGGCUUCCAAAAGAAAAGAAUGGGAAUCAAGUCCAAGUAAAGUAGCUAGGCUACAUCCACCGCUCUAUGAGCUUGCUGUACAAGCAAUAUCUCAAUCAAAAGCCGGAGAAAAUGAACAUGAUGAAGAAGAAAGUUUCAAAAGAGAUGUAUUUAUUUCCGAAAGUCAGCAUGAUCGAAAUGCUAAUAGCCCUUCAAUUGAAGAGUUUGUCAAAAUCUUCAGUAUUGAUAGUUUUCCUGUGCGAAUGCAGUGCGAUGGUGUCACAAAUUUAACUGGUGAUUGUGUGGUAAAGUCAGUCAUGGGAAAAUCUUUUGAUACCUUCAGAAAAAUACUUCGAGAACAAAAUUUGGAUGCUUAUUUCAGGGAUAGUUGUUUUGGGCAAUAUCUUGAUUUGCCGGAGGACAACAAUGCUCGUUUCCAAAUGACUAUGGUGUAUGGUCUUCUCAAGCGUAGGUUUAUGUAUGAAAAUAAAGAUAAGAUGGAUGAGGUAUGGAUAAAUUACUGUGGCAUGCCAGUGUGUUUUGGUUUGAAGGAGUUUGCCAUAGUUACUGGACUAAAAUGUUAUCCUCCUUCUCAACCUAUACGUAUUCUAACACAAAGAAAAGCACACUGCACGCAAAAAGGCAAAGAUAAAUCAAGUGAUGGUGAUGACUUGUUGUCCCUUGUUGGUCCAAGCUUCAAAAAUACAAAUUUGAUAGAAGAGUUGAAAGGUACAAGGUUUUCAAAGAAGCACAAACAAUCAUUGUGUUUGGUUUGGUUUGUACAUAAUAUUCUUUGGGCGAGAGACGUUAACAACAACAUACCACUUGAUUUAAUAAUGCUUUCCGAGGAUCUUGAGGCAUUUAAUAACUAUCCUUGGGGUUAUGAAAGCUUCAAAAUGACUGUCAAAUAUUUGUUGACUCCGUUAGCGCCAAAGAAAAUCAACUUAUAUGGUUUUCCAUGGGCUUUUAUGGCUUGGGCAUUUGAAGCCAUUCCUUUUCUCAGACAACAAGUGAACUACCAAGAAGAAGUUUCAUGUCCAAGAAUCCUGAGAUGGUUGUCGGCCAAAAACGAUAAAAAACCAAAAUCUCUUGAUCUUUUCAGUCCUCCGGAGGAAGCAAUUGUGCAUCCGUGGCUUGUUCCGACUAAUCGAGAGUUGAAGAUGCCAUUUUUUCUUACUUUACAGUCUGUGCAAACUUUAUCGGAUCCUAAGGUAAUUGAUGAAAUAAAAAAUGAAUUGAUUGGAGCUACAACCAUCAAAAGAAAAGCACUUUGGGAGAGUGGGCUUAUUCUUGGUGAUGUUGUUGUUGAUGGUGCUAUUGGUGAUGGUGGUGGUGAUGGUGUGGCUGUUGGGGCUAGUGGUAGUGGUGAUGGUGCUAUUGUUGGUGCUACUGAUUUUACUGAUUUUAAUGAUCGAUAUACCUCUUCUUUAAAGUGUCAUACUACAGAUUUCUCGCACGGAAAGGAUAGUCAAUCAUUUGAAGAUCUUGCCCCUCCUUGCUUAUCUUGUGAAGAUCUUGCACCUUCUUGCUUAUCUUGUGCAUGCAAAUGUGAAGAGUGCAAGGCAAAACAUGAUGGGGUGAUUAAUACUGUUAAUGCAUUAAUUGCUGAGGUAAAAGAAUUCACAUCUAAGAGGGGUGUCAUUCGAUCAAAGAAGAUUUCAGAUCCACUCACUCCAUUAGACAUCAAGGCUAAGAGGAGAAAGAAAGCAAUUUCCAAGGCAUUAUCAAGUUUCCUAAAAAGAAAAAUUGCAAGUCCUCCGUCUUGCACACUUGAGCAAUCUACAUGGGCCACAGGAGAACAACAUGAGCUAAAAAAGUUUCCCAUGUUGCAGAUGAGUUUUCAACCGUCAGCAGAAAUUCUUGCCGUAGCGAAAGCUGAUAUUGAGAGAUUCUUGUUGUUGCCUUCGGAAGACUUGCUUCUACCAAAAAACUGUUCAGCGUUGAGUGCUGCACUAUCCAUAUAUGCUGCAGCACCGGAUUUAUCGGUCGAGAGAGCGCUUGCCUCGGAAAAACUCAAAGAAAACCUUCCAUACUUCUCCUUGACCUUGCGUAGGGCUAAGAAGGACCAAGAGGAGUAUUAUAAGAAAGCUACCAAGAAAGUAGUCCUCGUUGGUGAGCUCACAAAAUAUCAGGAGCUCUACAGUGACCUCAGCGAUUGCAACAACCAACUUGAAUACAGAAUAAGCAAGCUGGAGGCCAGCUUGAGGGAUGCAAAGAAAAAAAAAGAAGCAAUUCAAGAGCAAAAAUUGAGUUUGUCCAAGAAGUGCUUAGAAAAGUCUAUUGCUCUCGAUGAAUUGGAACAUGAGUUUUCUGACCUGAUGGAGAUGAAGAAGCUAGCUGAUUACGAUGUGGCUCGAUUGGAAGAAAGCUUGAAAGAAUUCAAGAGUAAGAUAAUCGAGUGAUAGCUUAAGUAAGAACAUGUAAACAGUUUUUGCUAUUAAGUUUAGCCAAGUUUGGUUAACUUCUAGACUUCUAGUUAUGGUUCCGGUAGCACAGGUUGAUGGCACUAAUUUUGAUAUGAUGACAGGGUAAAAUAUGUACAUAGCUACCCCUUUGAUCUCUAUUCUCUCCAAUUAUAUAGAUUUCUUUACAUU